UGGGGAAAGGGAGGAAAGGUGGGUAUGGAGGAAAAAGGUAGAUACGGAGAAGAAGGUAGGCAUGGGAGAAAAGAGAUGGCAAGAGGAAGAAAGAAGCCAUGCUGGAAGAAGGUACAUGGUUCGGGUCCGAGCCGUGGUGAUGGCCCGAGAUGACUCCAGUGGGGGCUGGCUGCCUGUGGGGGGCGGGGGCCUCAGCCAGGUGAGCGUAUGUCGGGUCCGAGGGGCCAGGCCCGAGGGGGGGGCCCGCCAGGGGCACUACGUCAUCCACGGGGAGCGCCUCCGGGACCAGAAAGUGAGCCACCCUGGGGCGUGGGGGUAGGGUGCGGGUGUGGGGAAGUAGGGGAAUGGGACUGGGGAUGUAGAGGUGA
Physeter macrocephalus (sperm whale) is the source of this 368-nucleotide messenger RNA. RefSeq names its product sprouty-related, EVH1 domain-containing protein 3-like. Gene Ontology annotation, biological process: negative regulation of MAPK cascade. Gene Ontology annotation, molecular function: protein kinase binding. Lineage: Eukaryota; Metazoa; Chordata; Mammalia; Artiodactyla; Physeteridae. The record is from RefSeq and is a predicted model, not a curated record. Bases 62 to 319 code for a protein of 85 amino acids. The transcript has 2 exons.